This is a messenger RNA of Nannizzia gypsea CBS 118893, 1557 nucleotides long. RefSeq names its product epsin-3. Gene Ontology annotation, molecular function: clathrin binding; phospholipid binding. Gene Ontology annotation, biological process: Golgi to endosome transport; endocytosis. The record is from RefSeq and is a predicted model, not a curated record. Gene Ontology annotation, cellular component: plasma membrane; endosome; clathrin vesicle coat. Lineage: Eukaryota; Fungi; Ascomycota; Eurotiomycetes; Onygenales; Arthrodermataceae. The coding region runs from base 1 to 1557 and encodes 518 amino acids. The transcript has 5 exons.
AUGGACUUCAAUUCGUUGAAGGACCAGGUCAGCAACCUGAGUCUAUAUGAUAUUAAAGCAGGCGUCCGCAAGGUACAAAAUGCUAUGAUGAAUUACACCGAGAUGGAGGCAAAGGUCCGAGAAGCUACGAACAACGAGCCAUGGGGUGCAUCUUCGACUCUUAUGCAGGAGAUCGCAAAUGGAACACAUAGCUACCAACUGCUUAACGAGAUAAUGCCAAUGAUUUAUAAACGUUUUACGGAGAAAUCUGCAGAGGAAUGGAGGCAGAUAUACAAGUCUCUGCAACUGCUUGAGUUUCUAGUCAAAAACGGUUCGGAAAGGGUUGUCGAUGACGCACGCUCUCACAUUUCGCUCUUGCGAAUGCUUCGCCAAUUCCACUAUAUCGAUCCUAAUGGCAAAGACCAAGGAAUAAACAUCCGCAACCGAUCUCAAGAACUUGCCAAAUUACUAGGAGACGUCGAUAUGAUCCGUGCGGAAAGGAAAAAGGCAAAGGCCAAUAGGAACAAAUUCGGUGGAUUUGAAGGAGGGAUGGGCGUGGGAAUGUCUAGCGGGGGUGGUAGCUCCCGGUUUGGCGGAUUUGGCAGCGAAGACGCGCACUAUGGAGGCUUCAGUGGUGGUGUAUAUGGCGAUGGAGGUGGCUUCAACGGAAAUACUAGCGAAUUCCGGGAUGCUAGUAGGAGGUCCAACCGAUUUGAGGAGUAUGAUGAGGGUGACAGUAGCGGAUAUUCAGCCCCCCGACGCGAACAAACCUCCUCUCGACCAGAAUCAAAGCCCGCUCCCCCGAAGGCGCCAACUCCCGAUUUGGUUUCCUUUGGUGAUGAUGAACCAGUAGCAGCACCUCCAGUAUCCUCCCCUCCAGCGAAAGCAUCUUCCACCACAAAGCCCGCUGGUUCCAACGGUUUGACUGCGCUUGCAGCUGAGAGCAUGGAUGAUGAUGAAUUUGAUGACUUCCAAUCGGCCAGUCCUGCCACCAACAAUACCCUACAAUCACAGUUUGGCUCAAUUGCUCCUCCAUCCGCGCCAACUCAGACCCAGUUCGCCGCUCCAAAGCCCGUUUCAGCUGCCCAGAAUGCAAGCCUGAACGGACUGGCCGCCUUCCGAUCCAAUCCCCAAACACCCUCAGCUACCGGCACAAUGUCUCAAUCAUCAAGCAUGGGGCCACUUUCACCCACUACCCAGUCUCAGCCACCCAAGCCAACCGCUUACCAAGCUUCACAACCAAACUACUUUACAUCCAUUCCCACGCCUCAGUCCAAGCCUUCAGAGCCGUCCAACAAAUCUGCAACAAAGCCGCAAACUACAGGCUCUUCUAAAUCAGGCGGCGAUGCAUUCGGGAACCUAUGGUCUACAGCUAGUGCUAACGCUGGUAUCAAAUCAACAACCCAGACUCAGAACAAGGGACCAAACCUCGCCAGCAUGGCUAAGGAGAAGGCAAGUGCUGGCAUCUGGGGAGCACCUAGCUCCAGCAGCUCUCCUCAAACCCUUGGUGGUACUUCAAACUCUCAGCAGCAGAAGAAGCCUAGUGGAGGUAGUGCGCUAGACGACCUUCUUGGUUAA